Messenger RNA from Blepharisma stoltei, 408 nucleotides. The record is from the annotation of a GenBank genome assembly. NCBI's taxonomy places the organism in Eukaryota, Ciliophora, Heterotrichea, Heterotrichida, Blepharismidae.
AUGAAACUUUUAGAUAAUUUGCUCAGAAACGAUCAAGAAGUUGAAAGUUCUAAUUUUCGCUGAAUUCGCAGUAAUAAUGAAUUGGAUCUUGAUGAAAUUAAUUUUGAAACCAUGGAAAAAACAUCUUAUGAAAUUUCUUCUCCUGAAGAUUAUAAUGCAUUAUACACUUGCACUUGCUCUUUGCCUGGAAACAAAUCAUUUUGCUAUAGAGGCUAUUCUAGAUCUGCCAAUCAAAAUGGCAUUGCUUUUAUAAUUGAUGAAGAUCAUAAAAUCCAAAUCCUUCCUUCAGAAAUGUCAACUGUUGGAUAUUGCGCAACCUAUUACAACAAUUAUGUUUAUAUGUUUGGGGAGUUUUCUUUUUAUCGAUAUAAUUUGACUCAGAUGAUUACUGCUCUUGUAUAUCAUUAA